AUGACUACCACUGAUAUUUAUUCAUUCUCUGUUAAAGAUGCUGAUUUGAAUGAAGUUUCCCUCUCCGAAUAUAAAGGAAAGGUUUUACUAAUUGUUAAUGUUGCUUCCAAGUGUGGAUUUACUAAACAAUAUGAUGAUUUACAAGAAGUGUACAACAAGUAUAAGGAGCAAGGAUUUGAAGUUUUGGCUUUCCCUUGCAAUCAAUUCGGAAGUCAAGAACCAGGAACCAAUGAAGAAAUUUGUACAUUUGCCAGAUCUAAAUUCAAGACAACUUUCAAGAUUUUCGAUAAGGUUGAAGUUAAUGGAUCAGGUACCAUUCCACUCUAUGCUUAUUUGAAGAAGGAAGGUUCUGGUUUCCUUGUUGAUGCUGUUAAAUGGAAUUUUACUAAAUUCCUCGUUUCAAAGAGUGGUAAAGUUUUGAAGAGAUAUUCUCCAACAACUAAUCCAAAGGAUUUGGAAGAUGAUAUUCAAAAAUUGUUAAAGGAAUAA
Molecule: messenger RNA, 489 nt
Organism: Naegleria gruberi
Lineage: Eukaryota; Heterolobosea; Eutetramitea; Acrasida; Naegleriidae
Exons: 1
Coding region: 1-489 (162 amino acids)
Biological process (GO): response to oxidative stress
Molecular function (GO): glutathione peroxidase activity
Source: RefSeq, a predicted model, not a curated record